AUCCACGAAACAGAAAAAACGCUGUAGGCUCUCUCUCCCCCUCCAUUGUCUCUGUCAUCUGCUUUCCCCUUCUGAUCUACCCAGCAGUAAUUGUGAAUGGAGUCGACUCCCACAGUGCGCCUUCCAUUACGUCCCUUCUCCCAUCCAUUGAAUUGAUUGAUCCAGCCGAAACCCUCAGCUCUCAUCCCUUAACAAUGCGGAGCCCUCCGAUCCCAUCCCUCAGCUCCGAGUGAUUGAUCUGUAAACCUUGCUUUUGACAACGGAAACAAAGAGGAUGAAACCGGCGACGACCCUGAAAGAUUCGGAGAAAUUGCUCCUCUGGGAUCACCAGAUGAGAAGCCCAUCUGGCGGCGGCGGCGGGCCCCCGGCGUCUGGGCCGCAGUCCAGGGCCAAGCUCAUGCUCUGGCUCAUCCUCAUGGUCUCCGCCACUUACGUCCUCUACACGCUCAAGCUCGUCUCCACCUCCAAGGCCUGCGGCGGCGAGGACUGGCCCUUUGCCUCUUCCACCUCAUCCUCCAGCUCCGCCUCCCGCCGCCUCGCAGCCUCCUCCUCCACCGCGGAGUUGAUUCGGAAUCGGACGGAAACAAUUACAGAUAACGAUUCUCGAGAAGCCCAGCUGAGGUCGGAGAGGACGGAGCUCCGGCAUGUGGUUUUCGGCAUCGCCGCAUCCGCAAAGCUGUGGGAGCAGAGGAAGAACUACAUUAAGCUCUGGUACAGGCCCGAGGAGAUGAGGGGCAUAGUGUGGCUGGACAGUCCCGUGAAAUCCGGCCCCAGCGACGAGUCCCUACCCCCGACGAGGAUCUCCGGGGACACGUCUGGAUUCCCGUACAAGAACCGGCAGGGACACAGGUCAGCCAUACGGAUCUCGAGGAUCGUGUCGGAGACGCUCCGGCUGGGGCUGCCGGACGUGCAGUGGUUCGUGAUGGGGGACGACGACACCGUGUUCGUCACGGAGAAUCUGCUGAGGGUGCUGAGGAAGUACGACCACCGGCAGUUCUACUACAUCGGGAGCCUGUCGGAGAGCCACCUGCAGAACAUCUUCUUCUCGUACAGCAUGGCGUACGGCGGCGGGGGGUUCGCCAUCAGCUACCCGCUUGCGGUGGCGCUGGAGAAGAUGCAGGACGGCUGCAUCCGGAGGUACCCGGGGCUGUACGGCUCCGACGAUCGGAUGCAAGCCUGCAUGGCCGAACUCGGCGUCCCGUUGACAAAGGAACUCGGUUUUCACCAGUAUGACGUUUACGGAAACCUUUUCGGGCUGCUCGCUGCUCACCCGGUGACACCCUUAGUUUCCCUUCACCACCUCGACGUGGUUGAGCCCAUCUUCCCCAAUGUGACCCGGGUCCAAGCCCUGCAGAGGCUCACCGUGCCAAUGAAGCUUGACUCAGCUGGCCUCAUGCAGCAGUCGAUCUGCUACGACAAGAAGCGGGGGUGGACUGUCUCGGUUUCAUGGGGCUUUGCGGUCCAGAUUUUCCGUGGGACCUUCUCCCCCCGAGAGAUAGAAAUGCCCUCGAGGACCUUCCUCAACUGGUACAAAAAGGCAGACUACACAGCUUAUGCCUUCAACACUCGGCCUGUCAGCAGAAACCCAUGCCAGAAGCCCUUUGUCUUUUACCUGUCGAAUGCAAGGCUCGAUUACGAGAAGAACCGGACUGUGAGCGAGUAUGCCAGGCAUCGAGUCCCUCAUCCUGCGUGCAGGUGGAAGAUGGCCAAUCCUGAAACUAUUGACUAUGUGGAGGUCUAUAAGCCAACGGAUCCAAAUAUGUGGGAUAGGUCUCCGAGACGGAACUGCUGUAGGAUCAUGAAGUCAUCCAAGAAAGGAAGCAUGAAGGUUGACGUGGGUGUAUGUAGGGAACGCGAGAUCAGUCAGGUGAGGUGACGACUGAUCAAUUUUAUUAUUUUAUAGGCCAUAGUUAUCAGUGAUCCGUAACAUAUAAUGGUAGCUCCCAGCUCUUCCUCUGUCAUUCUGACUCUCAUUAUUCAUUCUCAUGCUUCCACUCGCGAACGCCAGAGGGGGCUGACGAAUUGUUGUCAUAAACGAAACAUAUUUAUUCAUGUAUAAAAAAAGGAGCAGCCCGUCUCGUGUCUCAUA
This is a messenger RNA of Punica granatum (pomegranate), 2089 nucleotides long. NCBI's taxonomy places the organism in Eukaryota, Viridiplantae, Streptophyta, Magnoliopsida, Myrtales, Lythraceae. The record is from RefSeq and is a predicted model, not a curated record.